Hemicordylus capensis (graceful crag lizard) is the source of this 1203-nucleotide messenger RNA. RefSeq lists its product as uncharacterized. The transcript has 3 exons. The record is from RefSeq and is a predicted model, not a curated record. Lineage: Eukaryota; Metazoa; Chordata; Lepidosauria; Squamata; Cordylidae. The coding region runs from base 14 to 1117 and encodes 367 amino acids.
UUCUAUCAGGGCUAUGGGCCAUCCUCAUUUCCAGAUUCCUGCUUUAUUUCCUCUCUUUCAGGUCAUCCCAGAAAUCCGACCUAUGUUGCUCCAUGUCCUGGGGGACCCAUGUUGCACCAUGUUCUGGGGGACCCUCUUGGGGGAAGAGCCCAAAGAGGCAAACUUGGUGCCAGGACACCUUCCAGGACUUCAUGUCCCCACUGACAUUCUGGGGAAAGAGCUCAAUGAGGAAACCUCAAUGCUAGGAUCCCUUCCAGAACCUCGCGUCCCCACAGAUAUUCUGGAGGAAGAGCUCAAUGAGGAAAUGUCGGUGCCAGGAUCCCUUCCAGAACCUCACGUCCCCACUGAUAUUCUGGAGCAAGAGCUCAAUGAGGAAAUGUCGGUGCCAAGAUCCCUUCCAGAACUUUGCAUCACCAAUGACAUUCUGGGGGAAGAGCCCAAUGAAGCAACCUUGGUGCCAGGACUCCUUCCAGGACUUCGUGUACCCACUAACAUUCUGGGGAAAGAGCUCAAUGAAGCAAUCUCAUUGCCAGGAUCCCUUUCAGGACCUAGCAUUUCCACUGAUACUCUGGAGGAAAUGCUCAAUGAGGAAACCUCAAUGCCAGGAUCUUUUCCAGGACCUCGCAUCCACACUGAUAUUCUGGAGGGAGAACUCAAUGAGGCAACUUCAAUGCCAGGAUCCCUUCCAGCUUCUCAUGAUGUUCCUGAAGGCCCUGCUGAAUGUCUCCGCCCCCCUGGGUCCGGUUCAUUAUCAUCUUCUGCCUCGCUGGAAGUUGGCUCCAUCCCACCCUCCGCCUCCACCUCUUCUUUCCUCCUGCAUCCCUCUCCCCCUCCUCCUCCUUCCCUACAUCCUCUAGAGCUGGAACUCAGCGAUGUAAAAGAAACUCUGCAGAGUUUGAUGAAUUUGCAGUUCCAUCAGCUGAAUGACCGCCAAAGACACCUCCUUAUCUGCCAGGGAUGUUUGCAAAACCUCAAGGCACUGAGGGGAGAUCUCCGAAGACUGCAGAGCAGACAAGAAAGUGUGGAAGCCACUAUUGGGAUCCUGGUUCCUCCAAGGGAGCUGGAUGCUGAUGAGGAAAAAGAGAAAGACAAAAACCAGACAGUGCUUCAUACAUAGGUAGCAAUAAAAUGUUGCAUAUUUAUUUUAAAAAUAUUAAACAUUUGUUUUAAUAGGAUAGGAUGUAGAGAUAAAACAGCAAUAGA